Anguilla rostrata (American eel) is the source of this 5564-nucleotide messenger RNA. RefSeq names its product far upstream element (FUSE) binding protein 1 (gene fubp1). NCBI's taxonomy places the organism in Eukaryota, Metazoa, Chordata, Actinopteri, Anguilliformes, Anguillidae. Gene Ontology annotation, cellular component: cytoplasm; nucleus. The transcript has 20 exons. Gene Ontology annotation, molecular function: mRNA binding. The record is from RefSeq and is a predicted model, not a curated record. Bases 81 to 2096 code for a protein of 671 amino acids. Gene Ontology annotation, biological process: regulation of DNA-templated transcription.
CUGUGUCGCAGUUUAGUUCAUCAUUUCCAGUCAAGCAGCCAUCUUCUCCACUCAAAGAGAAGAUUUUAAAGUGUUGCAGGAUGGCUGACUAUUCCAGCGUGGCUCCUCCGCAGAAUGCAGGGGGUGGAAUGAACGAUGCUUUUAAAGAUGCCCUGCAACGGGCGAGACAAAUCGCAGCUAAAAUUGGAGGAGAUGUGGGUGGUGCACCCCCUCCGCCAAGCAACGAGUUUAGUUAUGGAGGCCAGAAGAGGCCAUUGGAAGAUGCAGAUCAACCAGAAACAAAGAAAGUAGCUUCUCAGAUGGACCCGUAUGCAUCGAUGAUGGGGGGAAUGAGUGGUCCUCCAAGAUCUCUCUCUGAGGAUUUCAAGGUUCCAGAUGGGAUGGUUGGAUUCAUUAUUGGGAGGGGAGGAGAGCAGAUAUCCCGACUGCAGCAGGAAUCUGGUUGCAAAAUACAGAUUGCCCCUGACAGUGGUGGUAUGCCCGAGAGGUCUGUGACAUUAACGGGUUCCCCGGAUUCAAUCCAGGCUGCAAAGCGGUUGCUAACAGAGAUUGUAGAAAAGGGCCGGCCCGCACCAUCGUUCCACCAUAACGAUGGCCCAGGGAUGUCAGUUGAGAUUCUCGUCCCUGCGUGCAAAGCUGGACUUGUCAUAGGAAAAGGAGGGGAAACCAUAAAACAGCUGCAGGAACGUGCUGGAGUGAAAAUGGUGAUGAUUCAAGAGGGGCCGCAAAACACGGGGUUAGACAAACCUCUCCGCAUCUCCGGGGAGCCUUUUAAAGUUCAGCAAGCCAAAGAGAUGGUGAUGGAAAUCAUACACGAUCAGGGUGGCCGGGAGCAGCGGAAUGAGUAUGGGUCCAGAAUGGGCGGGGGAGGGGGAGGGGGAGGAGGAGGAGGAGGAGGCGGCGGAGGAGACAUGGAUGUAAGUGAAGAGGUUCCGGUCCCAAGGUUUGCUGUGGGAAUAGUGAUCGGAAGGAAUGGCGAAAUGAUCAAGAAGAUCCAAAAUGAUACCGGUGUCAGGAUUCAGUUUAAACCAGAUGAUGGCUCCAUGCCGGAGAGGAUAGCCCAGAUAAUGGGGCCCCCUGACCGCUGUCAGCACGCUGCCGAGAUCAUCUCUGACCUGCUGAGGAGCGUGCAGUCCGGGGGCCCACCGGGACCCGGGGGCCGCGGCAGGGGCAGGGGCCAGGGCAACUGGAACAUGGGCCCGCCUGGGGGGCUGCCAGAGUUCGUCUUCACCGUCCCCGCCAUGAAGACUGGACUCAUCAUCGGGAAAGGUGGCGAGACCAUUAAAAGCAUCAGCCAGCAGUCGGGAGCCCGGAUAGAGCUCCAGAGAAACCCCCCUCCGGGUGCCGACCCCAGUCUGAAGAUAUUUACCAUCCGCGGCUCGCACCAGCAGAUCGACUACGCCAGGCAGCUGGUGGAGGAAAAGAUCGGAGGUCCAGUCAGCCCGAUGGGCGGUCCCCAUGGCCCCCCGGGCCCACAUGGAGGUCCCGGUCCACAUGGCCCACCAGGUCCGCCAGGGCCCCCUGCACAAAUGGGACCUUACAACCCUGGACCCUAUAACCAGGGUCCUCCUGGACCUCAUGGUCCACCUAAUCCUUACCCACCCCAAGGCUGGGGCAAUGGCUUCCCCCACUGGCAGCAGCAGGGACAGCAGGACCCCGGUGAGUGCAAGGCAGCAGCCGAUGCUAACGCUGCGGCCUGGGCGGCGUACUACUCCCAGUACCAGCAGCAGCAGCCCCCAGCUCCCAUGGCUCCUGCCAGCGCCGCCCCUGGCGCGGCUCAAACCAACGGGCAAGGUGACCAGCAGGCUCCAGUUCAGAGUGGACAGGCAGAUUACACCAAGGCCUGGGAGGAAUAUUACAAGAAAUUGGGUCAGCAGGGUCAGCAGCCUCAGGACUACACCAAGGCCUGGGAGGAGUACUACAAAAAGCAAGGUCAGGCGGCCCCUCAGGCCGCUGCAGCUGCCGCCCCCCAGUCGGGGGGCCAGCCGGACUACAGCGCCGCCUGGGCUGAGUACUACAGGCAGCAGGCGGCCUACUAUGGACAGGGCAGCCCGCAGGCCAUGCCCGGGGCUCCCCAAGCGCAGCAGGGCCAGUAAUGUGAAGUGGACAUAGAGUAUUUGCUUCCUUGUCGAAAAAACCUUUGUUAAAUGUUUGGAUGCAGACGCCUUGAUGAAGAUCUUAAUUUCUCUGGUAUAAAGUGUUUAAAAAAACAGAAAACAUGACAAACGCUCCGGAGGCAGUUUUUUUUUUCUUGUACAAAAAUGAACGGUUUGUUUUUAGUGUGGUGAUAGAAUUUUGGACAUUCCAGCUCCUGUAUUUCAUAUUGUGGUCAAUUCUCAUGUUUAUAAACUGUAGUAAUUUUCAUGUAAAUCAUCUCAGUUUUAAAAUUACAUGCCUGUUGUGUUUUGCAAUAAAACAAAAUGAAACCUCCUGUGUUGGUAAGUUGGGUGAGAAAGUAUGGGUUAAAUGAAAUCUUGCAAGUUCCCUGGUAGACAGAAAGCCUAAAUGCAGACUUUUCUUUUGACUGUCCAAAUUUGCUGACUGAAAGUUCCGGUAUCCUGUCUGUCUUCAACGUUUCCAGUGUGGCUCAUGGUCUUAUUUUGAAUGGUUUUGUUUUAGACUGGUUUGAGAACUGCUUCUUGUGAAUUGCAGGGACAACCGAGGCCCUCGUUUCCGUAACCGACUUAGUUUAUAUAUACAUAUAUUUUUUAAAAUCAAUGUUCUGCUAGCAUUUCUCUAUCGGCAUAGGCCUAUGUAUCCGCCUUGAAUGGCCUUGAUUGCAAGCUGUGUGACACAUGCAAUAACCUAGUACUGUAGUGUUUGAUUGUACUGUACUUUACCCUGAUCUCUAUGUGAGGAAGGCUGUACUGUUCAUAAUGAGAACAACUUCUUCCCUCACAGGCAAGGUUAGAAAUGCGGUAAGCAAGCAUAUUUUUAAAUGUUCCCUGAAAUGUGACUCUGUUACAGACAUUUUAGUUGGUCUGUUGCUUUUUUUUACAGCACAGGUAAAUGUGUUCUAAUUGAUAAUUCUUUGCAAAGUACUGAAUUGUUCUUCCCAUUUUAACAUUUUAUAAGCCAUUGUUUUUUUGUAUAUAUUUGCUGGCUUCUCUCUCUUUUUAAAAAAAGAAAUACCCUAUGAUUAAAACAUUAUGAAUGCAAAAUCGAUUUACUUUUGCCAUUGUCUGUGAACGUGCAUCCAGCAUAGGCCUGUAGGUUUUUAGGGGUGAGGACGCGUACGCUGUUCUUCACCCGCGAUUUGAGCCUUCGUGGGGCAUUACCACUGUAAGUACAAAUAUUGAGUCGUUUCCGAAACAACCGGUUCCUGUUUCUCUUUCAAUGCAUUUCUUUGAGAGAAAAAUGAACAAUUCCCAAUUGUUUGAACAAAAAUUGUUGGAAUUUUUGUAGAUUGUUAGGUUGGGUAAGUAUCAGAAAUAUUCCCCCAAAAUAUUGCGUGCAAUUGCAAUUGCUGACAAGAUUCCUGAACUUUAAAGUAAUACCUGUUAAAGUUCUGGAUUGUAUAGUUGAUCUUGCCUUGCCGUAACCACAGUGAUGUGUAUUUAGACUGUCAAGCAACUGAAACCCUGGCAUUGUAGUUCUGUUUCUUUUAGACUGCCUCUUAUGAGAGCUUGCAGGUCUGUCUACUGUUUCGAACACCGAAAUGUGAGUUGACUCAUGUGAGCCUGUUCUGUCGAAUUGCGGAUUGAUACAUGUACAGUUUCGUAGAAUCUGUUUGCAGGGAAUGCUGAAUUUAAUGCAAUUGAAAGUAUUUCACCAUAAGUCCUAAAAUGGUUGAGAACAAACUGAGAUCACCAUGUUCCAAUUUCAAUGUCGCUAAGCCUCAUUCUCGUGAGUUCUCCGUUCACCUGCAUAAAUUUACACGUCCAGCUCAUGUUCUAGCAUGUGAAGUUGUCUCUGUCGGUAUACUUAUUCCGCAUGUAGUACUUCAAAUGGUUAGGUAUGUUGAAAGUGCAAAACGUUGCGCAUUGAAUUGAUCACAACCUGCCUGAUAUGCCAUUACGUUAUAGAGCAUUUUUUUGUACUGGCGGCUGUUGUCUUGAGUUUUUACUGAUUGCAAACAGUGCAAUAUUUAAUUUUUGCAGUGUCACCCAGACCUUGCACCUUAGGUUCUGCUGCAGUAAUACAGGUAAGCAUAACCUAAGGACACCAGUGUUUGACCUGUGAAUGAUCUGUUUCUGACUUGCCUUGUCGAAGUAACAGUGAAUGUAGACUGCAAUGUGUAGGACAAGUUAAAGUAAGAGGUGUCAAUCUCCUUGAUCAGUGUAUUGCGACUGCUAGAAAAACACAUAGCAGCAGCCUUCAUGUAUUCAGUUCAGGAAUGUGAUGUGCAUGGCAGUUGAAUUGUGUACGUUAUUGGCCGUUAGUUUGACAGAAGCCUGUAAAAAUAUACCGUUAAGACCGAGCGUGAUGAUUGGCUAGGUUUUAGGAUUGUGACCUACAUAUUUUUCAUAAUUGGAUCAGUAUGUUUUUUUUGUACGAUUUCAUGUAGAUCAGCUUGUCCAUGAUAAGUGUAUAGUACAUUCAUUAGCUCCUGGUAAGUCCAAUUCUGUGUUGUGCAUAGAGCUGUAGGCAUUGCUUUCUCUCCUUAAUGUCACUGAGACGUACUGCAUGCAGUAACGAGCUUUCAGUAAAUAAGGGUAGCCCUGUGCUUAUUAAUGAUGUAUCCAAAGACCGUACAAUUCAUGACCAUGCUUGCCACCUGUGAUGUAGUUUGAUGCCCCGUUUCUGUAGUGCCUAUCUUUUAAAAAUGCUGCCUUCAUUUUCACACACAGUGUUGAAGAUGCUGCAAGCAUAGGUCGUAGAAUCAGGCCGUGAGCUAGUUUGUCCCUAAGGAAGAAUCCUUUGAAUCUUUUCCGCUGGUGAACGUAGACCAAUCAAGCCCUCCAGUUCUAAGGUAAUCUUGAGGAACUGUUGUGAUUGCAAAAGUGAUGAUGAUGCUGUAUGUUCAGGGACUGUGAUGUCAUCAACUUUGAACUCAAAAGCUUGCUAUGUAGUCUAAAUUGUUAUGCCAUAAAACGUUAGUGUAUGAUUUAAAUCCAGUAAUCCCAGCAGUUAAAAAUCGUCUGCAUCUGCUUUUCUCUUGACAAUUACCAAAUGGGGUUUCGAUAUUCACGUAAAUGCUUUUGUUCGAUUUAGACCAUUAGGCACUUUUUUUUUUUUGUCUGUGUUGACUUCAUCAGCAACAGGAUGGUUUUUGGCAGUAAAUUGGAUAGUUUAAGGUGUCUGUAUCAAUCUAAUCUUGCAAGUAAAUUGUUGCCCAUUUGGGUGUGCAUAUAUAUAUAUAUAUAAAUUCAUAUGCAUGAUAUGCGAUGAGAUGGUGUUUCCUUCUGAGGGACGUGUUCUCAACAGAAUAUUCGUGGGGGUGUAUAAAAGAAGACAAAAAGAAGCUUAACUGAGAAAUAUGGAAAAGGGGGAGCAUGCAUUAGAGGUAAACAAAAAUCUGCAAUGUGCUGUGUAUAUUUUUUCAUGUACUUUUUAGAAAUGCCUGUUCAGAUUAACUGUAAUAUUGUUCCCAUGUUAAAAAAUAAAUUUGUAACGAUGAAUUA